CUUGCGUGUUGCUCAGCUGCAACAGCCAAUGCAAUCCGAUGCAAGUCAUCCAUCCAUCUGCACGUGCACACGCUCUUCACUUUUUGAGAUUCCCCUCACAGUAGCUUUAAAAACUCAGUUUCAUCGGUGCAUCAUUGAGAGGAUGUGUGCUUUUGCUUUCCAAAUAAAUUUAAUUGCCAGCAAAUAGGCGUUGGAUGUUCUAAAGCAUCGAUGCAUUGGGGAAACUGAGACCCAUGGCAAAGUGGUUUAGAGAUCACCUAAGUUUUGGCAGCAGGAAAGGACCGCCGCAGCCCCCGAAACCAGACUACACUGAAAGUGAGAUCCUACGGGCCUACAGGGCACAGAGAGAGCUGGACUUUGAGGACCCGUACGAACCCUCGGAGAACCGGGUGCUGAACGGCUCAGGGUCGGUGGAACCGUUCCCUGCGUUUGGCGCGGUGCUUUCCAACGGUGUGGAGGUGAAGAUUGUGUCUCCCAAACACAGACUGAUAAAAGUGGAAUCUCAGGAAUUUGGGAAUAGCAAAAUACCGCUGAACAUCGUGACCUUUGAGGAACCGCAGGCUCCUGUGGUUCCCUCGGCUCCUGUGGUCAGGGAGACUGAUUACUCAGACCCGUUUGACGCCAGACCGGACCUGCGGCCCAGACCCGGCUGGGAGCAGAACGCGGUCGAAGCCUGCAGCAGUUACAUGGAGCCGUUUGAGGCCCAGCAAUUCAUAAGCGAGCUCCAGCACAGCACAGAUGACGGUAGAAACAGCCCACAGCUCUACGACAGCCCGUACGAGGAGAGAGUUCGGCCCCAGACCGCCCCAGUGGAGGACGAGAGAGAGCGCCGUCUGCCCCAGGACGACGAGAGGCCGGCGGAUGAGUACGACCAGCCCUGGGAGUGGAAGAAAGACAACAUCUCCAAAGCCUUCGCUGUAAGUUUUGAAGCCAGAGACUGGGAACAAUGUACACUGCCCCAUGACGAGGCACCGAUGAAGACAGGUGCGUCCAGAAUCAGCCCUCCAUUCAGCAGAGCCACCAGUCUUCACAAGCCCAUCCUGGGAGAGAGGGUGGAUCCCACACUGCCCCUGGAGAAACAGGUAUGGUACCACGGUGCAUUGACUCGCUCAGAAGCUGAAUCUCUGCUUACGCUGUGUAAGGAGUGCAGUUACCUGGUAAGGAAAAGCCAGACCAGCAGAAACGACUACUCGCUGUCUCUCAGGAGCUGUCACGGGUUCAUGCACAUUAAGUUCUCGCAGUCUCGUGAUGGGAAGUUCAUCCUGGGAGAGAACAGUUUUCCGUUUGACUCCAUCCCUGAAGUCAUUCAUUACUACACCACGAACAAACUGCCCAUCCGUGGAGCCGAACAUCUGUCCCUGCUGUUCCCGGUGCUGGUGCAGACGCUCUGAGACCACACACACACACACACACACUCGCACGGUCUUCACUCAGACGGCUACUAUAGUGCUUCAUUUUCAAUCACAUAUCGCAGGCUCUUCAAGAGUUUGAUUUGUGUGUGGAGUGGGAAUAAGGUUUUCCAGGUGUGUGAAUGAAAACACAGUCGGCCUGUACAGACACUGUAUUGAUGUGCUGCACACAUGUGAAGAAUAUUUUACACACCACUGGACUCUAAAGUGUCUUCGCAUCACACUGGGAACUCUUAUUACUCUCUUCUGUGCUCUAAACUCUUCAAAUGAUAGUUUUCAAAUUUAAGGGAUAAAAUGUAGCCCGACCAAAGUAUUUAUAAAGCUUUUACUAAAUACUUAAAAGCAAUGAUGUACAGUACGAAUCCCAUCCUCUGUAGGAUUUCUUGCUUUAAAAAGUGAAGUAAUUCACCUGAAAUGUCAUUAUUAUCAUGUCAUUUUGAACCAGUAUGACUUUCUUCUGUUGAACACAAAAGAAGAUCUUUUGAAUGAUGUUAAUGAAAGUGGAUGCUGACCAUGGCUGUUAUGCUCUAAAAAGGACAAAAUCGCCAUUAAUGUAGUCCAUGUAAGUCUUCUAAAGCCACUCAAUAGCUUUGUGUGAAGGAAAAAAAUGCAAUGUUGCAACUCUCGAUUCUCAUUUGUUUGCACAAUUUAAUCUCUUACCUUGUAAUUCCACUUUUUAUAUAAAUUUCUCAUUUUUAUGUGAAUUAUUAUUAACACCACAUUUUAACUGCCAUAUAUAAAUGUUACUAUGUUGCAUCACUUGAUUUGUGUUUCUGCAUAUUUGAAAUAGGGCAGAGGCAAAUAUACAAUUAAUAACUCGUUAUUAUAGUUUUGGUCUGUUUGUCACACAAACCUAUUGUUUUUACUUACAAAAGGAUACAUUUGUGAUGCUUUUGGUACUUUUCUGACAUACUAAAAAAGUUUAAAUUAAGAGAUAAAACCUUAAUUAUGAUUAUAAUUCAGUUGUCUUAUCAUACUUAUACCUAAUAACUGAUUUGGUAAUUUUGAGUUAUGUCAUAGUUAUGCAUGUUUAUGUCAGUUAUGAUUUAGAUAAUUUAGUUUUUGCUUAUGUGGAAAAAAUCGACUUCUAUGGUAUUGUUUUUCUAUGGCUUUCUGUUUUUUUUAGAGAUUAAUGGCGAUGGUCACCAUCCACUUUCAUUGUAUUGGAAAUUAAGUUCCAUUCUACAAAUAUCUCUUUUUUUGUGUUCCACUAUGUAAAGUCACGCUGGUUUGGAAUGACGUGUGGGUGAAUAAUGACUGAAUUAUAAUUUUGAGAGACUGUAAACAAUAACGAGGGCUUCUCUUUAGGAACAGGAAGCCAGCCCUUAACUUCCUUUUGGUACUAACAAGAAGCAUGGUUUAGCGGUAACGCAGGAAAAAUCCGACACUGGAAUGUUUACGAAUGAGACUUUCGCUUGUCCGGAUGACCCUCUGCAAACACAGAUUUGUUCUGCUCCCAGUAUCUCAAGGUGCAGAGGAUGACAAAAACAGGAAGUGAUGUCUUCUGAGUAUCUAAAGCUGCACUUUCAUUUGCUUCAGUGUUCUGGUGUUGUAGCAUGACAGGAAGCGGUCAUUACUGGGGCAUUUGGCUUCUCCAUCAGAUACCACUCAGUGUCGCCGGCUCGUUUCUGAGGACUUCUUAGCAAUACUUAAAGCUUCGUGAGAAACCUUACAUGGACCAUCUCUUCUGAGUUAAUCUGGGCUUAAGUGAUAUUUAAAAUAAGGUCACCUAUAAUCAUAAGAUGCAUCUGUAUGUUUAAAAAUCCAGAUGAAACUCAAGCAUUUUCCUCAAAAGAAACACAAUAUCCUGUUGUUUAGUGUGUGUUCUAGUAUAAAGCUUUCAAAUCAGUGUGGUUUUGGGAUCGGUUUACUUGCACGUCCACUGAACACACACACACUACUGCGUUUAGACUUCUACACAGGGUUUCUAUUCCUAUAGAGAUCCACACGGUAGCUAUUGUUCAUGAUUACUGAUUUUAGUCUGUUUUUGUUUUUUAUAUAUGCUGUUUUCAAGGUUUGAAUUUCUUUGGAAUAAAUUAGAUGUUUUCUAAAAAAAAUAAAAUAAAGUGUGUGUCUGUUGAA
Carassius gibelio (silver crucian carp) is the source of this 3491-nucleotide messenger RNA. Its product is annotated as SH2 domain-containing adapter protein F-like. The transcript is spliced from 8 exons. The coding region runs from base 234 to 1391 and encodes 385 amino acids. Gene Ontology annotation, molecular function: phosphotyrosine residue binding. The record is from RefSeq and is a predicted model, not a curated record. Lineage: Eukaryota; Metazoa; Chordata; Actinopteri; Cypriniformes; Cyprinidae.